Messenger RNA from Lagenorhynchus albirostris (white-beaked dolphin), 2096 nucleotides. RefSeq names its product transmembrane protein 139 (gene TMEM139). NCBI's taxonomy places the organism in Eukaryota, Metazoa, Chordata, Mammalia, Artiodactyla, Delphinidae. The coding region runs from base 176 to 895 and encodes 239 amino acids. The record is from RefSeq and is a predicted model, not a curated record. The transcript is spliced from 2 exons.
CUGGGAGUCAGAACUUCCGGGCUGGUUCCUGGCUAUUCCACACAUACUGAUACCCUGGGACAACAGUGUGAUCCUAGAGAGAAUCCCAGAGCUGAAGGGGACCCUGCAGAUCACUUCUUUGGGCCCUUUAUUUGAUUUGAGAUAGAAGAAACAAACCCAAACAAAGGUGUCUGAUAUGCUUACUUUGAAAUCUAACCUAGCGGUGAUGCCAAUUGCUAGUUUAGACACAACAGCUGUGUGUCUUUUUGCAGGAGCCUGGGGAGGGGCCAUGGUGCCAAGCCAAUUCUGGGGGACUCUGGAGAAGCCGCUUCUCUUCCUGUGUUGCACCUCCUUCCUCCUGGGGCUGGCUUUGCUGGGGAUACGGCCGGACAUCGCCCCUGUUGCUUAUUUCUUUCUCACCUUGGGUGGCUUCUUUUUGUUGGCCUGCCUCCUGGCCUGUGUUUUGGAAUGGGGGUCUCGAUCAGUGCAGACCGAGAGCCCAGGGGCCUCAAGCAAUGCACGGGACAAUGAAGCCUUUGAGGUGCCAACCUACGAAGAGGCCACAGUGUUGGAAUCACAGUGCCACCCCCCAGGGGCGGAUCAACCACCCUCCUACACCAGUGUUGUAAUCCCCCCAGAACUUGAGGUGAGACAGCCUAGCCAUCCAGAGGAGCCCAGGAGAGCCAGACUGGACAGGCGAGUGGGCUCAGAGGGGUCUGUGAUCUCAGGAAGCCCUGGAAGACCUCCAGUCAGCCUGCGGCUUCGGGGACCACGAGUUGCGUCCACUGUUCCUGAUCUGCAGAGCUUGUGGGCGCCCCCCAAAUUGGAACCUCUUACUCCACCCCCUGCCUACGAUGUCAGCUUUGGUCACCUCGAUGAUGAUGUUUUCUAUGGAAACAACUGGACACCCCACUAAAGGACUUUCCCAGGAUAUGUCGUCUUUCUGCACCAGACCCAGUCAUUCAUUCGAACAGUGCUUCCCAGUGCCUGUUAUGUGUCAGGAACUGUGUCUCCACCUGGAUGUCACAAAUGAUGACUUUAACCCAGAGGGGAGUGAGGCUAUGGUGAGCCCUUCCCAGUUUUACAGUGGCACAUCCCAGGGAUGUAGGCGGCACAAUUUGAGUCUUCAGGCAAUAUUCAGUGACCUACCCCAUACCUGGUAUUUCCAGAGUUAGACUGAGGGUGAGAUGAGGAGAUUCCAGAGAAUCUAGUGAAGGAAGAAAAGAAACAAUAUCUGAGUGACAGCUCUGUUGCUUCUGUUCCAGGUGCUUUGCCUCUAUUAGAUCACAAAAAUGAGGUAUUAUUGUCCUCAUUUGAAAAACGAGGAUCCUAAGGGUCAGAAAAAAUUGAUAAUUUGCACAGGGGCACACUGCUAGUAAAUAACACACAAAUGUCUUGAAUUCUGCUCUUCUGAUCCCAUAGCCCUUGUGUUUUCAAUACAAGGCAACAGAAGCCAGUUCAUGCACACAUCUCUCAAUUUCUGUCUUGGUCAAUGGCUGGUGAGGGGUAGAAGACUUCGUGUAGACAGAAUGGGGGACCAGCUGUGUCUGCAGACAAGGAGUGCUGAGUGGGACCAGGAGUGUGCCCAGCCUCCUAGAGGAGCAGAGCUGAUCAAAACUGUGAUGGCCCCUGCUCCAGAUGGGAAAUUCCUGCCCCGGGGGGCUAGACAGCAGUCCCCAGUGCAGGAUCCCAUCCUAUCUAGAAGCAGUGGAGUAAACUGCCCCAGGGGUAGGGACAUCUGUUUCUGAGGAUGGGUGGAUAUGAUGGUCAGAAAAGAGAAAACCCGAGGUCCUUUGCGAGGGGUGGUGGAGCAUCUAAGGAUCCCUCUUGCAUCAUCUAUUAUGAAGCACUGGAAACACUUGCACUGUCUGCAAUAGCUUCAGCCUCACCCCUGCGCCUGACCCCGCUGGGUUUUACCCGAGGACCCCCUGCCCUGUUUCCUCAGAUCCAAACAGAACACCAGCUUCUCUAAUCAUGUGCUGUGCCUGUGAUGCAGGUUUGAGCCAACCAUCGCUGACCCACGCUCAUUCUUUACGCGGGUAUCUGUCUAGCGCCUUCUAGUUCUGUCCUUGUCCUCCUUACCCUGGUCCCAACAGUUAACUUUAAUAAAGUGAAAA